Messenger RNA from Sitophilus oryzae (rice weevil), 2252 nucleotides. RefSeq names its product zinc finger BED domain-containing protein 1-like. The transcript has 3 exons. Gene Ontology annotation, molecular function: DNA binding; protein dimerization activity. NCBI's taxonomy places the organism in Eukaryota, Metazoa, Arthropoda, Insecta, Coleoptera, Curculionidae. Bases 148 to 2217 code for a protein of 689 amino acids. The record is from RefSeq and is a predicted model, not a curated record.
UCUGGGGAAUCUUCGUUUCCGUUUUUGUUUACUUGCACCUGUGACUUGCACUUUUUUAACGGGUGAUAGCAAGGUGAUAGCGAUAGGAUAGCUUAUUUUGUUAGUUAUUUUUAUUUUUUCUUGCCGAUAAAAGGGCCUUAUGAAAUUAUGGACAAAUUGGACAAGUUCAUCCUUUAUAAUAAACCAGGAACGAGUACCAGUACCAGUACUGCUACUACUGUCAGUAGCAAUACCAUAAUGAGUGAUGACGAAGAAAGUAGUAACGAGAGACGAGUUUCUAUAGAUAACCUGGAAUCAAGCCAAUCUGUGGAUGAAAAAGAUUAUGAAAAUUGUGGAAGAUCCAAGAGGAAGCGACCAAAGCCAAAGAUGUCCCAAGUGUGGAACUUUUUUAAAAAAUCCAAUGACAAGAAACUAGCAAAGUGCUUAAAUUGUGGGCGGGAAUAUAAGACUAGUGGAAACACGAGUAAUUUGAAUGACCAUCUUAAACGAUAUCACCCUAACCUUAUUGCUGAACCUUUCGUUAGAAGUACUAAUAAUAGCAGUGAGGGUACCAUGGCAACAAGUGCCUCAAGCUCAGCGAGAUCAAGUAAUCGUUCGAUAAGCCCAUUUUUCAGGCGUGAAGCUCACUAUGAUUCAAAUUCCCUCAGAAAGAAGGAACUUGAUAGGUCUUUGGCUUUAAUGGUGGCACAGGAUUUGCAACCGUAUAAUAUUGUAAAUGAUACCGGGUUUAGAUCAUUUGUCACCCUCCUAAAUCCCAGGUAUGUGAUACCCAGCAAGUAUACAAUACGAGAAAAAAUUAUGAAAGAAAUGUACACAGAGGCAUGCAAAGCUUUAAAAAAUAUUUUACAGAGUACACAGUUUGUUGCAAUAACUACAGAUUCAUGGACUUCUCUUACUAGUGAAUCUUAUUUGACUGUAACUUGUCACUUUAUUACAGAAAACUUCACAUUAAAAUCAGCUGUUUUGUCAACAAAACCCAUAGAAAACGGAAUAAACCAUACGUCCGAAAAUCUGGCUUCAGCUCUAAAUUAUGUUUUUAUGGAGUGGAAUAUAAAAAAAAAAAUAACGUGUAUAGUAACUGAUAAUGCCUCUAAUAUGACCAAGACAUGUGAUAUUUUGAAAGUAAAGCAUCUUCCAUGUUAUGCACAUACUAUUAAUUUAGUGGUUCAGGACAGUUUAGCUUUGGCACCGGUGAAAAUAAUUUUGAACAGGUGUAAGGAGAUUGUGCGCUUCAUCAAAAGUAGCAACAUUGCCACAGAAAUAUUUAAAAGUGAACAAAAUACUGAUACCCCAUUAAAAGUCAUCCAAGAGGUACCUACCAGGUGGAAUAGUGCUUAUCAAAUGUUCAAGAGAGUAUUAAAAACAAAUGAAGCACUAAAUAGAACAUUGUUAAAGGUGAAAAAAGCACCACCCCCUUUGAGUAUUGAGGAAAUUACUAUACUUAAAGAAAUUGAAAAUUUACUUAGACCCUUUGAUGAAGCAACUAAUAAAGUGUCAGGCUCUAGCUAUGUUACCAUAUCAUUAAUUAUUCCUCUUACAUUUGGAAUAUAUAACAGCCUAACAACAUUAACGAACCAAAUUGCAACAGACGAAGGGAAAGAGAUGUAUCAAAAGUUAAUGGAUUCAGUUGAAAAAAGACUGGUUCCUUAUGAAAAACGAACUUUGACUCAAAUGGGAACUUUGCUAGAUCCCACAUUUAAGCAGGAGGGGUUUCGGAGUAAUGAUAAUGCUAAAGCGGCUGGUCAAUAUUUGGAACAGGAAAUGAUUUAUUUUUUGAAUAAAGAAGAAAGCGAAGAAAAAGAGAAAGGCGAAGAGCCUGCUGGAAACGUUAGUACUUCAAGUUUCAGUGGUGAAGGAUGUGAUAAGAGCAGAUUAUCAACUUUAUUUUCGUUUAUGAAUGAAAGGGCUACUCAGAAACUCAGAUCAAAGAAAGUAGAUGCUAUAAUCAUUAAAAGGCAGUAUCUAGAAAGACAAAAUACCAACCAAGAUAGUGAUCCGCUACUCUUUUGGAAGGUAAAUGGAGUUGAAUUUCAUCCCCUCCACCAUUGCGCCCUGAAAUAUCUCUGUGUUCCUGCCACUUCAGUAGAAUCUGAACGUGUAUUUAGUACAACAGGGCAGAUUGCUACUGAGAGAAGAUCGAGGCUCAAACCAAAAAAUGUAGAUAUUUUAACUUUUAUAAAAAAAAAUGUUUGGCUUACUGAUAAAUGUUGUAAAUAGAUAUUCGAUAAAAAUAAAAAUUACAUUAUCUCCUU